UUUUAGUUACGAUAUUCUUGUUGUGGCCCAAAAUGAAAACUGUGAUAUGAGAAAAACAAAAUCGCAGCAAACUACCAGACAAAUUUACAUCUAUGUGGCAGCUGAUGUUAUAAAUACAUAUACACACACACACACACACAUAUAUAUAUGCCUUCUUAUUAAUAAUGUUUGAUACUACAGCUCUCGUAUUACACCCACAUAGAUAUAUAGAUAUUUUAUACGUACAUGAAGAAGCAUUUUCAGCUUUUGAUUAGAUCUUCACUAAUUACUUUUUUCUCAUUCAACAGGUGCUAAUUAUUCGUCAACAUAUGUCAAAUCAAUUCAUGAGUUCUUUUCCUUCAAGCAUUCAACUUUCAUUUCUUUAAAAAUUUUUCCUUCUGGGUUUGAGCCUCCAUACACAUACGUGCAUCUAUAUAUAUAUAUAUAUACAUAUCUAUAUAUAUAGAUUGCAGAAGCUGAGGACUAGUUUUGUCAAUGGAGAAGCUUCUUAAUCCUUACGAUAAAGAGUACAUGAGGAUGGCAAUGAUAAAGCACGAAGAAACUUUCAGAGAGCAGGUAUCCGAACUUCAUCGCCUAUAUGAAAUCCAGAAGAUACUGAUGAAGAACUUGGAACAGAAUCCAUGGAGUUUGAAGAGUACUAAUGCUCUUAGUCAAAGCUCAAAACUGAAACUUGAUCUGGAAAGACCAGCUGACGAGUACAUUGCAGCAUUAAACAGGUCAGAUCGAGCAGUAGAGAUUUUAGACGAGAGUGAGAUUGAAUUAACCCUGGGCCCAUCCUGUUACAGUACCAGAAGAAAGAAACCAUCCGAGACGCCAUCAAAAUCUGAUUCCCCAAGUUUUUCCUCCUCCUCCACAGGGUCUAGUCACAUAAACAGGACAAGUAAGAUUAGGGAAACAAGAGAAGAAUCCGCCGGCAAGUGCGUCGGUGGCCGGAAAUUGAGUAAUCUCCGGCAAGUUCCGGAGGUGAACUUGGGAUGCCAAAUUGGAAGUAAUAGUAAUAACAGUACUGUUAAUCUUGAAGAUCAGUUGAGACAGGAGAGACUAAAACAGCCUCCUUGGUUUUUCCAAGUCUUGAGCUUGAACAUGACUUAGGAAGAAAAAAAAAAAAAAAGAAAAAGAGAAGAAAAGAGAAUUGUUUUUUUGGACAAAGGGGGGUCUUUGGAACCUUGUUCCAGAUUAAAUUUUCUCUCCAGAUAAUUUUCUCGGAUUUUAAGUCGACAUCGAGAAGGUUUUAGGCUGCUUCUGAUGAUCAUGCGAUCUCCAAAUGUUUGGGAAAUUUUCUAUUUCCUCUGUUUUUAGAUUAAUGGGUGAUCAAGUCUUUUGUAUAAAGAUUUUCUUGUAUUUUCUUGGCUUGCAAAACCCAUUGUUACUACAAUUAUAUAUUGACUUAACAGCUUGUUAAUCUGGUGUUAUCCUCUAAUGAACUAUGCAUAACAAAUCAGAACUAUAAUUUCUUGGAGA
This is a messenger RNA of Carica papaya (papaya), 1461 nucleotides long. Lineage: Eukaryota; Viridiplantae; Streptophyta; Magnoliopsida; Brassicales; Caricaceae. The record is from RefSeq and is a predicted model, not a curated record.